This is a messenger RNA of Sitophilus oryzae (rice weevil), 6563 nucleotides long. Its product is annotated as glutamate synthase [NADH], amyloplastic. Lineage: Eukaryota; Metazoa; Arthropoda; Insecta; Coleoptera; Curculionidae. The record is from RefSeq and is a predicted model, not a curated record. Gene Ontology annotation, molecular function: flavin adenine dinucleotide binding; glutamate synthase (NADH) activity; iron ion binding.
UUUAGACGGAUUUGUUUGGCUGUGGGGUAAAGUUCGUCGGUAUUCCAUUUCCGAGUUUCGGUAUAUUUGUGAUCCAAAUCACUGAAAUAAAAGUGAUAAGAGGUUUUCGACUCAAGUUUAUUUUCGAACCAAAGUUACGUUUCCAUUGAAGCCAGUUUGCAUUUGUUUUUUUCAAGUGUCAUACUCAGUGCCGGCUAGAAUAUUUUUUGGAAGAAUUCAGGUGGAAAAAAGGUGUUAUUUACUUAGAUUUUCUUGGUGGUUAGAUGGCCGCACCGUGGCAGGCCCCGCCAGCUCAGGGCCUGUACGACCCCGCGUUCGAGCGCGAGGCAUGCGGCGUGGGCUUCGUGGUCGCCAUCGAUGGCCGCAGGGACACCAAGAUCGUGCGCGACGCGCAGCGCCUGGCCGUUUCUAUGAACCAUAGAGGCGCGUGCGCCUGCGACAACGACACCGGUGACGGAGCAGGGGUGCUCACCGCUAUUCCUCACGACUUCUACGCAGCCAAACUCAAGGACGAACAAAAUGUUCAGCUACCCCCCUUCGGAAGGUACGCCACUGGAAUCUUCUUUCUGGAUAAAUUGCACCAUCAAGAUUCAGAAAAUAAAUUCGGAGCCUUGGCAGAGGAACUGGAAUUGUCCGUGCUGGCUUGGCGUUCCGUACCAACCAACAAUUCCGCCAUAGGAGCGGUUGCCAAGAGUUCUGAACCAUUUAUGAGACAGGUUUUUGUUGCACCCAAAUCUACUUUGGAAAAUGCAGCUGAAGAAGAAUUAGACAGGCGAUUCUUCGUAUUGCGAAAGAGGGCUAGUCAUGAAAUUCCAGCCCCAGGAAAGAGGUUCUACAUUUGUUCUUUGAGCAGGAGAACAGUAGUUUAUAAAGGCCAGUUGACCUCAGAUCAACUAUGGAUUUACUUCCCAGACCUUAGCGAUCCACUCUACGACACUUACCUGGCCUUAGUACACACCAGAUUUAGUACUAAUACAUUCCCGAGUUGGGAGAGGGCUCAUCCAUUAAGGAUGAUAGCCCAUAAUGGUGAAAUCAACACUUUGCGUGGCAACGUCAAUUGUAUGAAAGGAAGAGAAGGUGUGAUGAAAAACGAACUUUUCGGUGAUAAACUGAAGAACUUGUAUCCAGUUGUAGAGCCUAAUUUGUCAGACAGUGGUUCUGCCGAUUGUGUGCUCGAGUUUCUGGUCCAUGCCGGCCAAAGAAAAUUACCAGAGGCUGUUAUGACUAUGGUGCCAGAGGCGUGGCAGAAUGACCCAACGAUGUCUGAGGAUAAAAGAAACUAUUACCAUUGGGCUGCCUGUACAAUGGAGCCUUGGGAUGGUCCUGCUUUGAUCUCCUUCACGGAUGGGAGAUUCAUUGGUGCCAUUUUGGAUAGGAACGGCCUAAGACCUUCCAGGUUCUAUAUUACCAAAGACAAUAUGAUGGUUAUGGCCAGUGAGGUUGGUGUAUAUGAUGUCGAUCCUGCCAAUGUGAUCUUCAAAAGUCGUCUAAAACCUGGCAGAAUGUUACUGGUCGAUACUGUUGAAAAAUCCGUCAUUCAAGAUGUUGAAUUGAAGCAACAGAUAGCCCAUUCAAGACCCCACUCACUCUGGCUUAAAGAACAGAUGAUUUCUAUGGAGGAACUAAGGAAGGCUCACUUGGACGCCGGACGUCAGGCCAAACCUAAGUACGAGCCUAGCGGUUUAACCGAUAAACGACUACCUUUGUAUGGUUAUUCUACCGAAACCAUUCAUAUUUUGUUACUGCCAAUGAUCAACAAUAAAAAAGAAGCUUUGGGUAGCAUGGGUAACGACGCCCCCCUUGCUUGUCUCUCAAACUUCGCCCCCUUGGUUUACGAAUAUUUCAAGCAGCUCUUCGCCCAAGUUACCAACCCACCUAUAGAUCCAUUCCGUGAGAAAGUUGUGAUGUCCCUUCAAUGUCCCAUAGGACCAGAAGCCAAUAUUUUAGCGCCCAGCGCUCAACAAGUGCAUCGACUUUGGCUGAAAAAUCCAGUAGUGUCCAUCGCAGAUUUGGACAUGUUCAAACAAGUUACUCACAGAAACUGGUCGUCGCACGUCAUUGACAUAACCUUCCCGGUAGAAAAUGGAGCAGAAGGCUUCCCUAAGAAAUUACAAGAAAUCCUAGAUGAAGCUGAUCAAGCAGCUAGCAAUAAUCAAAUAAUAAUUUUGUCAGAUAGGUUGGCAUCAAAGGAGCGAGUUCCUAUAAGCAGUCUAUUGGCCCUUGGUGCCACUCAUCAUCAUUUAAUAGAAACAAGAAAGCGAAUGAAAGUAGCUUUGAUAGUAGAAAGCGCAGAAGCAAGAGAAGUGCAUCACAUCUGCGUACUACUCGGAUAUGGCGCUGAUGCCAUAUGUCCCUACUUAGCUCUGGAGCUGGCUUCCAGUCUCAGAGACCAAGGAAUCUUGGAUACUAACCUAACAGAUGAAGUGAUUUACCAGAAUUAUGCUCAAGCUAUGCAAACAGGUAUAAGCAAAGUUAUGGCCAAAAUGGGCAUUUCAACUCUUCAGUCAUACAAAGGAGCCCAAAUUUUCGAAGCUGUCGGAUUAGCCGAAGAUGUCAUUGACAAAUGUUUCAAAGGAACGCCUUCAAGAAUCGGUGGUGUUACUUUGGAAACCCUCGCCAUUGAGGCAUUAGAAAGGCAUAAAAAUGCCUUCCAAGUCGGCUCUGACACUCUUAUUUUAAGAGAUGCCGGUAAAUAUCAUUGGCGUGCCGGCGGGGAGAAGCAUUUGAACGAACCUGCUAGUAUAGCAGCGUUGCAGGAGUCCGCAGUUAAUAAUAACAAAGGAGCUUACGAAAAAUUCAAAGAAUCGACUAUGCAAUCGGUUAAAGAUUGUAUGUUGAGAGGUCGCUUUGAAUUGAGAACCUUGGACCAGGCACUGCCUUUGGAAGAGAUUGAACCAGCUUCAGAAAUUGUUAAAAGGUUUGCUACAGGAGCUAUGAGUUUUGGUUCAAUCAGCUUGGAAGCUCAUCAAACUCUAGCCAUUGCAAUGAACAAAGUAGGAGCUAAAAGCAACACUGGAGAGGGAGGCGAAGAUCCAGAAAGAUAUCUGGAUAACGAAAAACGAUCAGCCAUCAAACAAGUAGCCUCGGGCCGGUUCGGCGUUACCUCAUCGUACCUAGCCCACUCUGACGAUCUACAAAUCAAGAUGGCACAGGGCGCCAAGCCAGGGGAAGGCGGUGAAUUACCCGGCUACAAAGUGUCAACUGACAUCGCCAAAACGCGUCAUUCUGUGCCUGGUGUGGGUCUGAUAUCGCCUCCUCCUCAUCACGACAUCUAUUCCAUUGAAGAUCUGGCCGAACUGAUAUACGACUUGAAGUGCGCCAAUCCGCAGGCGCGGAUAUCUGUCAAGCUGGUGUCGGAGGUGGGAGUGGGGGUGGUAGCCAGUGGCGUAGCCAAAGGAAAGGCUGAACACAUUGUAGUUUCUGGUCACGAUGGCGGUACUGGUGCCAGUUCUUGGACUGGAAUCAAAAAUGCUGGAUUACCGUGGGAAUUGGGAAUAGCAGAAACUCACCAAGUUCUAGUAUUGAACAACCUAAGGUCUAGAAUCGUGUUGCAAGCUGAUGGCCAAAUUAGAACAGGUUUCGACGUCGUGGUAGCCGCUAUCUUGGGCGCCGACGAAAUAGGGUUCAGUACAGCACCACUGAUCGUCAUGGGUUGUACCAUGAUGCGAAAGUGUCACUUGAACACUUGUCCCGUUGGUAUAGCCACUCAAGACCCGGUUUUGAGAAAAAAAUUCACUGGACAGCCUGAGCAUGUUGUUAACUACAUGUUUAUGCUGGCUGAAGAAAUAAGAGAACAUAUGGCUAAAUUAGGAGUUAGGACCUAUCAAGAGCUUGUAGGUAGGACUGACUUGCUCAAAGUUAGAGAGUCGGGAUCUCCUAAAGCUAAGAUGCUUAAUUUGAACACUAUUUUACAAAAUGCCUUGCACAUGAGGCCUGGAGUUAACAUCAAAGGAGGAUCUGAAACUCAAGAUUUCCAGCUCGAAAACCGAUUGGAUAACCAACUAAUUGAACUAUCUAAGCCUGUAAUUGACGGAACACAACAAACUGUCAAUAUAGACAUGGCAAUUAGAAACGAAGACCGAGCAUUUGCAUCUACUUUGAGCUACCACAUUUCUCUAAAAUACCAUGAAGAUGGUUUACCAGAAGGAAGAUCCAUUAACAUUAACCUUACUGGUUCCGCAGGUCAAAGUUUCGGUGCCUUCUUAGUAAAAGGUGUUCAUAUCACUUUAGAAGGCGACGCCAAUGACUAUGUUGGCAAAGGUCUUUCUGGAGGAUCUAUAGUUAUCUAUCCACCCAAAUCGUCACCUUUUGAAUCCCAUCUCAACGUAAUUGUUGGAAACGUGUGCCUCUAUGGAGCCACUUCAGGAAAAGCCUUCUUUAGGGGUAUUGCGUCAGAGAGGUUCGCAGUAAGGAACUCCGGAGCUGUGGCUGUUGCAGAGGGCGUGGGUGAUCAUGGCUGUGAAUAUAUGACAGGAGGGACAGUAUUGAUUUUAGGUCUCACUGGACGUAAUUUUGCUGCCGGUAUGUCCGGUGGCAUCGCCUACGUAUGGGAUAUAGACGGUAAAUUCUCUACAAAAUGCAACAUGGAGAUGGUUGAAUUAUGUAAACUAGAAGAUAAAGAUGACGUAGUUUUGGUUAAAAAACUACUUGUAGAAUUUAGAGAUCUAACAGGAAGUCUUGUUGCCGACCAACUAAUAAAGGAGUUUGAAUCUAGACUGAAAGAAUUUGUUAAAGUUUUCCCGUACGAGUACCAGCGUGCACUUAAACAAAAAGCUGCAGCUGUUGAACAGGCAGCUACGCAACCGACACGGCAACCAGCUGAACCAAAGAUUCUGGAUAUUGAAGAUGCGGCAGGAGAUGCGCACGAACAAAAGAAAGCUGAAAGAGCUUUGGAUAAGGUCAGAGGAUUUAUGAAGUAUCCUAGAGAAACAGGAUUAUACAGACCAGCAGAGAAACGAAUGAAAGACUGGGACGAAAUCUACAAUUUCCAGCAUGUAAGAAAAGGUUUAAGGGUACAAGCUGCCAGGUGUAUGGAGUGCGGUGUACCAUUCUGUCAAUCAAACUCUCACGGGUGUCCAUUGGGUAAUAUAAUUCCUAAAUGGAACCUGUUGGUGUUCCAAAACCAGUGGCGUCAAGCGUUGAACCAUCUCUUACAAACGAACAACUUCCCUGAAUUUACAGGAAGAGUUUGCCCAGCACCUUGCGAAGGUGCGUGCGUUUUAGGCAUUUCUGAACCCAGCGUCACCAUCAAAAACAUCGAAUGCGCCAUCAUCGAUCAUGCUUUUGAAAACGGCUGGAUCGUUCCACAGGUCCCUUCAUUAAGGAACGGUAAAAAGGUUGCUAUAGUUGGCUCGGGCCCAGCAGGCCUUGCUUGUGCCCACCAGCUGAACAAGGCUGGCUAUAACGUCACAGUUUUUGAAAGGAAUGACAGGAUUGGAGGUUUGUUGCAAUAUGGAAUCCCCACCAUGAAACUAAGCAAACAAGUAGUCCAGCGACGCGUAGACCUCCUAGCCGCCGAGGGCAUCUCCUUCAAAACGAACGUCAAUGUCGGCAAAGACAUUUCCGCCAAAGAACUGAGCGAAGAAAACGAAGCUGUGGUUCUCUGCACCGGCGCCACCUGGCCCAGAGACCUCCCACUACCCGGCCGUCAACUCAACGGUAUCCACUUCGCCAUGGAGUUCCUAGAAAGCUGGCAGAAGAAACAGUUGGGCGCUAACCAUGAUGGACCGCACGCCAAAGACAAAAACGUCAUUAUUAUUGGAGGAGGUGAUACAGGAUGUGACUGCAUCGCGACAUCUUUACGUCAAGGAGCUGCUACGAUAACGACAUUUGAAAUUUUGCCGGAACCUGGCCCAAAGAGAUCGAACGAUAACCCUUGGCCUCAGUGGCCUAGGAUCUUUAGGGUGGACUAUGGUCACGAAGAAGUACGUGUUAGGUAUGGUUCAGACCCUAGAGUGUUCAGUAUAAUGACGCAAGAGUUCGUGGAUGAUGGUGAAGGUCACAUCAGCGGAAUCAAGACUGUUCAAGUGAAAUGGACCAAAGAUGACAGCGGUAGAUGGCAGAUGAACACAGUCCCUGGAACUGAGAAAGUGUUCAAGGCUGAUUUAGUGCUUCUUGCUAUGGGUUUUCUGGGUCCAGAAAGAGCUAUAGGAGAUCAAUUAGAACUGGAACUGGAUCCUAGAUCGAAUUUCCAAACUAACGACUACAAAACGAGCGUGGAUAAUGUCUUUGCUGCCGGCGAUUGUAGAAGAGGACAGUCGUUGGUAGUAUGGGCUAUUUCAGAGGGUCGACAGGCAGCUAGGGCCGUUGAUGAGUACCUCCAAACUGGUAAAACAACCCUUCCCGGUCCGGGUGGUAUUAUCCAACCCUCGUUGCAAGCAAUUCCUUUUGUUGUCUAAGUAGUAGGUAGAGUAGAAGGUUUAUUUUGUUUUCAUAUCGAGGUAUGAUGGAAAUCCAGGAUGGGUGGGAAAUAUAAUCAAUAUUGUUUGAAUUUUUUUGACUUAAUGUCGUGUUAAGUCAUCCCACGUUGCCUAAGAAGUCAAUGUAAAUAGAGGUUAGAAAAA